Messenger RNA from Suillus discolor, 1551 nucleotides. Its product is annotated as general substrate transporter. Gene Ontology annotation, cellular component: membrane. Gene Ontology annotation, molecular function: hexose transmembrane transporter activity. The record is from RefSeq and is a predicted model, not a curated record. Gene Ontology annotation, biological process: monosaccharide transmembrane transport. The coding region runs from base 89 to 1489 and encodes 466 amino acids. The transcript is spliced from 10 exons. Lineage: Eukaryota; Fungi; Basidiomycota; Agaricomycetes; Boletales; Suillaceae.
UGAUACGUGAGAAACCUCGAGACAGCUGCCCGGGCCACGCAGCGGUUGUCCGCAUUGGCAGUUGUACUACUGUCUUCAUAAGUUUCAGAUGACAUCUGAGGGCGCUCAUACAUUUACCAAGUACGGCUGGCUCGUAUGUCUAUGGGUCCUCACUGUUUCGUUCCAGUAUGGUUAUCACACGUCCGCUCUGAAUCAGCUACAAGCUGUCCUGACGUGCAAAAUCGCUGAUGCAACUACCCCAAUGUACUAUGGUCUACCCACGUGUAUCCCCAUGUCCGAUGCAACAUUCUCUGUAGUGACAUCCAUGUAUACCAUGGGAGGCUUCUUUGGCAGUUUGAGUGCUAACAUUGUUAUGGACCGUUAUGGGCGGAAAGGUGCUUCUCGUCUCAGCGCUGUGCUCACAGCUGUUGGUUCAGCCGUAUUUGGACUGUCUUCUUCCGUAGGUCCACUGAUCCUUGGCAGAUUUCUUGUUGGUCUCGCAGCUGGCCUAGGCAUUUGUCUUUGUCCAAUAUACCUGUCUGAGAUAGCACCAGUCAAAAUCAAGGGAAACUUGGGCGUUCUAACACAGUUGGCUAUAGUCAUCGGUAUAAUGGUCACCCAAGGAAUGGGCUUCGGUCUUGCUACUCCCCGACAAUGGCGUUUUGUACUGCUCAUCUCAUCGGGGAUAUCCAUUUUCCAGUAUUUCAGCAGCCCGUUUGUCGUAGAGUCCCCUUCGUAUCUUAACCGAAAGGGACUGGUAGAUCAAGAAAAGUUAGCGAUUCACAGAUUGUGGGGCGAAAUCCAUGAUGCUUCGCGUAUAGAUCCUGAAGAACAAGACAGCGAGGAACCUCUGUUACCAGACAGUGAUAGCGCCACAGAAAGCCCCUCAGCUGUCCGCCAACCUGCAAUGACUAUUCCUCAAGUGUUUGCCUCUACUGAACUUCGCCGGCCUCUAUUGACAAUUAUUGCCGCUAUGACAUCCCAACAAAUAUCAGGAAUUAACGCAGUCUUGUACUACAGUAACGAUAUACUCUCUAAAUCCCUUCCCGAACUAGCAUCAUAUGUUUCGCUGGUAAUCACAAUUGUCAACUUUUUCAUGACUUUUCCGCCGAUCUUCCUUAUUGAGCGAGUGGGCAGGAAACAACUAAUCCAAUUAUCAGUUGCUGCCGCUCUUCUAUCUCAUCUGGCUGUUGGCUAUGGGCUGAAUAGCGGUCUCGUGACUUUGUCCAGUAUCGCAAUCACCACUUUUGUCAUGUCGUUUGCCUUCGGAUUAGGUCCUAUUCCGUUUGUCAUCAUCCCCGAGGUGGCACCACCCCAUGCUGUGUCCGCCAUUUCAUCAGUGGGUUUGUCGCUGAACUGGUCGAGCAAUUUCGUCGUUGGUCUUAUCUUUCUUCCGCUGCGCAAUUUCCUUGCAAAUGGCGAUCCUAUGAAGGAAGGAAGAAUAUUUUAUCUCUUUGCAGUGGCGCUAUUCUGCUCGACACUUUGGUUUUCGAAAUUAUACAGGGGUUAAGAGGCUACAGCGGCUCGUAUGUAGCGUACAUCUAUGGCAAUAAUUCACUAUUCAUUGACUCA